Mytilus californianus (California mussel) is the source of this 1193-nucleotide messenger RNA. Its product is annotated as carbonyl reductase [NADPH] 1-like. The record is from RefSeq and is a predicted model, not a curated record. Gene Ontology annotation, molecular function: carbonyl reductase (NADPH) activity. Lineage: Eukaryota; Metazoa; Mollusca; Bivalvia; Mytilida; Mytilidae. The transcript has 8 exons. The coding region runs from base 149 to 976 and encodes 275 amino acids.
AGCUUGUUUCUAAAUGCAUAGUUUAUUAACCAGAAUAUAGACCGGGGGUUUAAAUUCUAGAACAUGACCUAAUAUAAAACCUUAUAUAUUUGUGGAAAUUUGACAACUUCAAACAAAAAGUUUAUAGUUCCUUGCUCGUUAAAAAAUCAUGACAAAAAGAGUAGCAAUUGUAACUGGAGCCAACAAAGGCAUAGGUUAUGCUGUAGUCCAGGCAUUAUGUAAACAGUUUGAUGGUGAUGUUCUCCUCACAGGACGAAGUGAAGAGAGAUGUAAGGCUGCUGUUGCAGAGCUCCUGAAAGAAGGACUAUCACCUAAAUAUCACCAAUUAGACAUUGAUGAUCAAGCUUCCAUUAACAAGCUGAGAGACUUUGUCAAAGAAAAAUAUGGUGGAAUUGAUGUCUUAGUAAACAAUGCUGGUAUUGCAUUCAAGCAAUCAUCUACAGCAUCUUUCGGUGAACAAGCAAGAGUGUCAUGUGGUACAAACUUCUAUGGUACACUGAACGUGUGUAACACACUCUUCCCUCUACUGAGACCACAUGCUAGAGUAUCAAAUGUGUCCAGUUUCGUAUCACAGAUGACAAUAUCCAAAUGUAGCAAAGAAAUCCAAGAAAAGUUUAAGAACCCAAGCAUCACUAUGGACCAGCUGAAAGGUCUUAUACAGCAAUUCAUUGAUGCUGCACAGACUGGCAGUCACCAAAAAGAAGGAUUUGCUGACUGGAGCUAUGGAAUGUCUAAGGUUGGUGUUACCGUGAUGAGCUUCAUACAGCAGAGAGAAUUGAACUCUGACCCUAGAGAGGAUAUUGUUGUGAAUGCAUGUGAUCCUGGAUAUGUUGAUACUGAUAUGACUUCACACAAAGGAACUAAAACAGUAGAACAAGGAGCAGAUACACCAGUGUAUGUAGCGAUGCUUCCACCUGGAACAACUAGUCCCAAAGGGGACUUUGUGUCUGACAGAACUAUUAAGAAAUGGGGAUGACGAUUUAAUAAGCUAUGCUGAACUCAUUUAUGGAUAAUUCUAGUUUAUAGUAGCCGCAAUUUAAAUUGUUUUUUUUUAUGAUUUGUUGAUAACUGUCAGCCUCACUUUUGAAAGCUUAUUGCUAUUUUGUUUUAUAUUUAUAUCUUAUCAUUAUAUACAUGCAAAACCGCAUUUUAUAUUACUUUUUUUUACAAUAAAACUUUAUUUUCCAUCCCUA